Molecule: messenger RNA, 1652 nt
Organism: Danaus plexippus (monarch butterfly)
Lineage: Eukaryota; Metazoa; Arthropoda; Insecta; Lepidoptera; Nymphalidae
Product: lachesin-like
Exons: 10
Coding region: 303-1475 (390 amino acids)
Cellular component (GO): neuron projection
Source: RefSeq, a predicted model, not a curated record
CACACGGAGCGGUCGCGCACACAGCCGUCCUGGAAAACCACAAACUUUUCACGGGACUCUGAAGAAGAAUAUUGAAAGUUUACCGCCCUCCUAAUCACUACAUCGCGUGUGUUAUAUCCGAUGAUGGCUAACGAUGUGUUUCGUUCCUUAAAACGUUAUCGAGGUGUUAUUUUUCAGUUUUUAUGUUAAAAACAAGUUGUCAUUAUAUUUAAUGCCACAUUCGUGUUACGCUUGUUUUGGUGGCGUCCAGCGUGGGAUACGUGGACUUAUUUUUUUCUAGUCAUAUAUUUUCAAAGACAGCAAUGGAUCUCUCAAGUUUCCUUAAAACAAGUAAUAUGAUAUUAACUUUUAUCAUGUUGGAUUGUCUUCUAGCUCGGAAUAUAGACGCAACUAUACAUGAGCCCGGUUUUAGUGGUCCGAUAGAAAACGUGACAGCACCUCUGGGUCGGGAAGCGAUACUCGCGUGCACAGUUCAUAACCUCUCCACAUACAAGGUUGCGUGGCUAAGAGUGGACACCCAGACAAUCUUAACGAUACAUACCCAUGUGAUAUCAAGGAGUAGACGUGUAGGGGUCACUCAUAGUGAUCAAAGGACCUGGUUCCUUCAUAUACGCGAGCUGAGAGAAACAGACAGAGGAUGGUAUAUGUGUCAAAUAAAUACAGAUCCCAUGAAGAGUCAGCUGGGAUACUUGGAUAUAGUCGUUCCACCGGAUAUUCUCGACCGCGGAACAAGCGCUGAUCAGACGGUACGCGAAGGGGCGUCGAUAAGUCUAACAUGUGCUGCGACUGGGUCACCACAUCCUCAGAUCACGUGGCGAAGGGAGCAUUCCAAACCCAUUGUGGGUUCAGACGGGUUACAAGUGACGUCAUUGGAAGGUCCUGUGUUAAAUAUAAGCCGAGUGACGCGCCAGCACGCCGGGGCGUACCUAUGCAUCGCUUCAAACGGCGUACCGCCAACUGUUAGCAAGCGAAUAAUGCUUACCGUUGAAUUUCCACCGGUCAUCGUUAUUAGAAAUCAGCUAGUAGGAGCAGCCCUGGGUUCAGACCUCGUCAUCGAAUGUGAGACCGAAGCAUAUCCCAAACCAGUCAGUUAUUGGAGUCGAGAGAGCGGUGAAAUCGUUCCUAUAGGUGGGAGUUUAGAGCCUCAGAAGAUAUCCGGUUCCUAUCGGUCAGUACUCAGACUACCAAUACGAAGAGUUACCAGUGCAGAUUACGGAACUUACAAGUGUGUCUCUAAGAACUCGUUGGGCGAUACCGAGGGUUCAAUUAAGUUGUAUCCAAUGCAACCGCCGGCAAUGGAAAACCGAAAUGUCAUCCAGAAGCUAAAUAUUGUGGCUGGGAAAGCUUCAGACAUCACACCGUUUGGCACACAAGAUUUCAGAUUACAAGAUUACAACAAAGGGGUUUUGAAGGAUCGUUUUUGUUACCGCGUUAUGAUCGCGUUCAUUAUCGUAAUAAAAGUUGUGUUAAUUUAAAAAGGAACAAAGUACAGUUACUCCGUUCAAUUAAUUCAGUACACAACUGUACAUAUACCUAGUUAAUAAAUGUCAUGUAUAUUAUGCAGUACUUUUGCAUGUCAAUGUUUAUUUAGUCAGAAGAUGAAAUGAAAAUACCAGUGUACGGGUGCAAAAGAUUUAUUUGUAAAUUUUUUU